Messenger RNA from Contarinia nasturtii (swede midge), 5810 nucleotides. Its product is annotated as homeotic protein female sterile-like. Lineage: Eukaryota; Metazoa; Arthropoda; Insecta; Diptera; Cecidomyiidae. Gene Ontology annotation, cellular component: nucleus; chromatin. The transcript is spliced from 17 exons. Gene Ontology annotation, biological process: chromatin remodeling; regulation of DNA-templated transcription. The coding region runs from base 509 to 4837 and encodes 1442 amino acids. The record is from RefSeq and is a predicted model, not a curated record.
UUGAGUGUAAAUCGUGUGUAUGCAAAUAUAAAACGAAACGCCGGACACUCAGGCAAAAAUUAACCUUGAAGUGAUAAUCAAAUUUUAUGUUGCAAUUUUUCCUUGAUUGCUGAUUUCAAUAGUGCACUCGCCCUGGAAUAAUCGGUGAAAUAGAUAUGUUUUCCAAUAUUAUUUGACUAAAAAUACUUGAAAAAUUCAGUUUGAAAAAUUAUAGUUGGAUCGAACUAUUCAAUUUACAUUUGUGACGGCUUCGCCCAAACCAAACAAAAAAUAAGCAGAAAAUCCAGGGAAAAAAGUUUGGUUAAGUUAGUGCAGACAAUAUGCAAUAGACUGACGUCAGUAGAACAAACCCAAUUGAAGUAUAGAUAGUGCAAUUAAAUGAAUUCAGUUGUGUUUGCGCAGGAGAAAAAUAUUUCGUCUUCGAAAUGUAUGCAUAAUGCGAAUCAAUUUAUUUUGCGAAAACUAAUUUCGUGGCUAUUUCUAGCAAAAAUUUGCUCUGCGAAAAAAAAUGUGGUUCAACGGUGCUGGAGGUGGCACUAGUACUGCUGAUAUGAAUUCAAUCAGUAUGAAUUCGAACAUUAGUUCGAGCAUUAACUCGAGCGUCAGUUCGAAUUUGAGCUCAAAUAUGGGCAUGAACGCGAAUUUUAUGAAUAUGGUACAAAAUUUUAAUCCUAACAAUCAUGAUGUAUUUGAUUUCAGUCUGCAUUCAAGUAUGCAGCAAGGGACUGAAUCUUCAUCGACCGCCGUUUCUGGCAUUCCGCCAAGACCGCCGACUGAGAAAAAAGAUUUUCCAUCAACGACACCAACAACAAUGGAGCAGAGUAAGGAAGUGCCACGGGUUGCUGAUCAAACGCCGAUCAAAACUGAAUCGGGUGGAGAUUCCGUCAAUGGUACUGUACAACCACCUGUUAUCCCGCCUCCCGAACGACCAGGCCGAUUAACAAAUCAAUUGCACUUCCUCUCAAAAACUGUCAUGAAAGAUGUCUGGAAGCACAAAUUUUCAUGGCCAUUCCAACAACCUGUCGACGCAAAGAAAUUGAAUCUUCCCGAUUAUCAUAAAAUCAUCAAACAAGCAAUGGAUUUGGGCACGAUAAAGAAACGAUUGGAGAACAACUUUUAUUGGAGUUCAAAGGAGUGCAUUCAGGAUUUUAAUACAAUGUUCACAAAUUGUUAUGUAUACAAUAAACCAGGAGAAGAUGUGGUCGUUAUGGCACAAGCACUUGAAAAAGUUUUCUUGACAAAAGUGACACUGAUGCCAAAGGACGAGAUUGAAAUCGAAAGCCGCACAUCGAAUAAAAAUAAAAAGAAGGCACCACGUAUUAGCGGGGCCGCUCCAUUGCCAAGUCCGGUCGGACCAGUUGCAGCUGCUGCUGGUAUAAACCGUGGACGACCUGCAUCAUCACUUGGAUCUGUGACAACGUCGAGCGCACCACCAAAUGCAUUAGGCUCAACCAUACCACCAAUUGGUACGAUGCCACCAUCUUCGAUACCAGGAAGCACUAACACGACAACAACUGCAUUGAUACCGCCGGUACAACAGUUUGCACCAAAAGGUGCUGUUCCACCGCAGAUGCCGGGUAUGCCACCAAAUGCACUCGCUGCACUUCAGCAACCCCAGUAUCAAUUGAACAAAGCACCGCAACCGGGAAUGGAUUCAGUUUUGCCACCACAACAACCUGCUAAAAUGAAGAAAGGUGUGAAAAGAAAAGCCGAUACAACGACACCAGCCAACUCUUUCGAGUCAUACACUCUCACAGAUCCGCUUACGAAAAGCGCCAAAAUCGCCACUCGACGUGAAUCUGGUCGACAGGAAACGGCAAUACCUCCGUAUCAAACAGGUGCUUUUCCAAUGUCACCAAUGACACCCCAUCAAGCCGCUACGCCCAAAAAUAAGGGCAAAUUGUCAGAAGCCUUAAAAGCCUGUAAUGAAAUCUUAAAAGAAUUAUUCUCAAAGAAGCAUUCGGGAUAUGCAUGGCCAUUCUAUAAGCCGGUCGAUGCUGAACUGCUGGGAUUGCAUGACUAUCAUGAUAUCAUUAAAAAGCCAAUGGACCUGGGCACGGUGAAAAAGAAGAUGGACGAUCGCGAAUACAAAAGUGCGUCCGAGUUUGCCGACGAUGUUCGAUUGAUCUUCACAAAUUGUUACAAAUACAAUCCACCAGAUCAUGAUGUUGUCAUGAUGGGCCGAAAAUUACAAGACGUUUUCGAAAUGCGAUUUGCAAACAUUCCCGAUGAACCCGUUCGUAAUACAUCGUAUCAGCGUCAUCCACACAAACAAAUAGACACAUCUGAUGAUGACUCCAGCGACGAAGGCGUUGAAUCGAAUUCAGAUGAUGAACGAACAUUGAAAAUAAAAACCCUGGAGGCGCAAUUGUCUGUGCUACAAAAUGAAAUUCAAAAAUUGAAGGACGAACAAUCGAACAAACGAAAAACGACCAAGAAAAAAGUCAAAGACAAAAAGAAAGCAACCGCUCCAGUUAGCACACCCAUGAUGCCCACAAUGCUUACCAGUCACACACCAAUCAGUCAUGCGGCCACAGCGGCCGCCAAAGCAGCACAAAACCCAAUGGCCGCCAUGCAAGCGAUGGGAGUUAAUCCAGCCGUAUCGGUGCCGACUACUGCCGCCAAAGGUGCUAAGGCAAAAGGACAACGUGCUCCAAAGGCAAACGCUGGACAAGGUGCACCCAAACGUGGAAAAGCGGCCAUGGGUAACGCUCCAGCAACUGCACGUGGUGCAAAUAAGAAGAAACCAACAGUGCCGACAACCAACUUUGAGUCUGAGGACGAAGACACUGCUAAACCAAUGUCGUAUGAUGAAAAACGCCAAUUGUCAUUGGACAUCAAUAAAUUACCAGGCGACAAACUUGGUCGAGUUGUUCAUAUCAUACAGAAUCGUGAGCCAUCACUUCGUGAUUCCAAUCCGGAUGAAAUCGAAAUUGAUUUCGAAACCCUUAAACCGUCUACACUUCGUGAACUGGAGAGCUAUGUUGCCACAUGUCUUCGUAAAAAAACUCGUAAGACUUACUACAAAAAGGUGUCUGGAAAAUCGAAGGAUGAGCAAAUGGCGGAAAAGAAGCAAGAGCUUGAGAAACGCUUACAGGAUGUGACAGGUCAAUUGGGCUCUGCUAAAAAGGCAGCCAAGAAAGUUGAAGAUGCAGCUGCUGGAAAAUUAGAUGCUGCCGUUGUACCACCUGCCGGUCAUCUGUCAUCAAGUUCCAGUUCAAGUGAUUCAUCGUCAUCUAGUUCCAGCGAUAGCAGUUCAAGCGAUUCGAGUGACAGUGAAGCAGGUUCUACGACGAGGACACCGCGCAAGAAGAAAUUAAAAGAUUCUCCAUCGCCUGCUAUUCGAUCGGGAGCUUUACCCGCUUUACCAUCAGCUAAAGCAUUAACAUCACUAAAUCAAACACCAAAUAUGUCUAUGUUGAAUGCACCAGGAUUCGCAACGUCAACACCGCAACAACAAAAUCAAGUGCAACAUACUCAAUCAGCGUUACCACCAAUGCCAUCACUAAAUAGUCUGCAUCCUCAGCAGCAACCACCUCAAUCAAUGAAAACAAAUUCAUCGCUGUCACAACAACCGCCACAAAAUAUAAUGCAAAAUCAGAAUGCUUUGAAUAAUAACGAUGUGAAUCAAUCGUUCUCUACACAACCGAUAAAUCCCAAUCUUAAUCUUGGCAGCUUGCUAGAUAAUAAAAACCACGGUAUGCCAUCCUUAAAUCCAUUAAUGCCACCCAUGAAUUCGAUGAAUGAUAAAUCGAUCAUGAAUAUGAUGCCAAAUUUCGACGAUCCAGUCGAACAAUCAUUGGCGUCACUUGAACAAACAUUAGGGUGCUUUGAUAAUCCACAUCACAACAAUGGAAACAAUGGCUUCAGCAUGGACUCAACGCUGAACACUUUAAAUGGCAUGACAAAUGUUUCGGCAUCCGUAUCAAAUAAUAAUAAUAAUAUGAUGAUGGGAUUACCAUCAUUGACGCAAUCGAAUGCAAAUGCCUUGCCACCGGUUACAUCCGAUGCAUUGGCAACAUCAGCCGAUCAACGUGGUUUUAUGACAGGACUAACAACGUCGUCCGGUAACUUGCCACCGGUCGCAAUGAAUAGUUCGGUUAAUGCGAUAGCGCCUAUCAACAGCAAUAAUACUAACACAAAUAAUAAUAAUAUGAAUAGUUCAAAUAUGAUGACUGGCAACGGAGUGACAGCACCGAAUUUAAAUGUUGGCCUAUUCCGGCCGAAGCCAAUUGAAGAGCUAUUGCCACAACAUGACAAGAAAAACACUCCACCAGCGUUACCCCAGCAAAUGCCGAUGAAUGAACAAAAAUCAAAUUUGUCGAAUACGUUCAAUAAAAGCAUGGAUCCGGCGAUUAAAAAUACAAUAGCAAGUUCGUGGUCAUCGUUAGCUGCAGCUGUUUCACCGCAAAGCACACCGACAUCAAGUAAACCAAAAGUAACACCGGCCAUGGAUUCAUUCCAGCAGUUCAAAAACAGAGCCAAAGAGAAAGCCGACCGACAAAAAUUGCUGGAACAACAAGAGAUGAAACAACGCAGUCACAAAGAAGCUGUUGAAAAACGGCAACAAGAACAACAAAAAAAGAGAGAAGAAAUCGACCGGAGGCAACCGUUAGAUCAGAUUCUUGGUCGUGACGAUUUGAAGGCUUCACCACAAGGUAGUGCAUCACCGGGAACACCGUCUGCUAACGACAGAGCAGCUGCAAAACGAGCCGAACUUCGACGACAAGAACAGGAGCGCAGAAGACGUGAAGCGAUGGCCGGUCAAAUUGACAUGAACAUGCAAAGCGAAAUGAUGGCGGCCUUUGAAGAAUCUUUGGAACGUGGCGGUCGAUAAAGAAAGAAACAAAUUGGUUUGGUUGACAUAGAUGUGAAUGGAAGAUAGGAAGAAUAUGUGUAGAGUCUGCUUCAGUUCAAAUGAAAUCAGAACCCACGAAAACCCCCGAUUUAAUUUAGAAUUAUGGAAUUUAAUAUAAACAGAUGAACAUAUUAUUAUCAACCACUGUAUAUGUAUUAGAUAAGGAUACAUAGGCAAUUAAGCAUAACAGAUUAAAAAAGAGAAAACCAUCGUUAAAGUGAAUACAAAAAAAAACAAUACUUUAAAACUAUUUAGUCAGAAGCGUUUGGAAUCUAUAUUUAGUGAAGAAAGGAAACAUUUCGUAUGCAAAGGGAAAAUAUAUAUACACACACAAACACAUCUUAUAUUAGAAACUAUUUGACUAAAUGGACAUUUCGUAAUUCUAUUUGUUUAGGUUUUUUUUAUUAUUUGAAUUUUACUUAUCAGUACAAUGUGCAAAAAGUGAACAACACGAAAUAGUGUAACGAAAAGGAAAUUUUUUGCUAUGGAGCAAAAUCGUUUACGUUAUAAUGUUUCAUUUUUGGAACAAAAAAGAAGAAGAAGAAAAAAGUGAUUUGACAUUUUUACAUUUUCUUUUGCGUCGGUUGAAAUUUGUUACACACUUUUGAUCAGACAUACAUAUAUUAACAAUCAGUUCCUGUUUUGCUUUUACGCAAAAUCACAAGAUAACUUGAGACGAAAAAUAAAUCAAAUUAUUUUGCAUCCAAUAGAUUCAUUUCCGUUUUGUUCAUGGCACUAGCGCCAACAACACAAUUUCAACAAGAAAAAUGAAAAAUGAAUACCCGGUCACAUACAGCGAAACAACAUUUAAACAAACAAACAAAAAGAUGCAAAGCUAACAUUUACAUUUUACUAUCGAACAUAGACAUAAAUUUUAGUGUUCUACAUUGCAUAGUUGAUAAUAUUAAUAUGUCAAAGUAAUGAGAUAUGAAAUACAAUCAUGAUACAUUCA